This is a messenger RNA of Mugil cephalus (flathead mullet), 1619 nucleotides long. Its product is annotated as butyrophilin subfamily 3 member A2-like. The record is from RefSeq and is a predicted model, not a curated record. Lineage: Eukaryota; Metazoa; Chordata; Actinopteri; Mugiliformes; Mugilidae. Bases 98 to 1138 code for a protein of 346 amino acids. The transcript is spliced from 9 exons.
CUCAACCUUCUAUGAAUAUGCUUGGAUACAGCUUGGAAACAGCACUACCAGCUCAAAGUCCAGUCAGUGUGAAAUCAGAGACACUUCAUGCAGCAGGAUGUUUGGAGAGGAGCUCAGACCCCGUGGUGCAUUCACUUACCUUAUGGUGCUCUCUAUGAUCCACUCAUGCAGAGGUCAGUCUGAUGUGGUUGGUCCAUCUCAACCAAUCGUAGCUCUCGUUGGUGCUGACAUCGUGUUGCCGUGUCAUCUUCAGCCCGCCAUCGAUGCCUCUGAUAUGACCGUGGAGUGGUCCAGGCCUGAUCUGGACCCCAGGUUCGUCCUGGUGUGGCGCGACGCCCAGGAUCUGCAGUCUAGAAAACACCCGUCCUUCCGCAGCAGGACGUCUCUGUUCACCCACGAACUGAAGCAGGGAAACAUCUCGCUGAAGCUGUCCUCAGUGAAACUUCCAGACCAGGGGACGUACAGGUGCUUCGCUCCAGAGCUGAACCGAGAUGCCACCGCUCAGCUUGUUGUAGGUGCUGCCUCCUCACCUGUAAUCCUGAUGUCCAGAGGAGGAGGAGGAGGAGUAGGAGGAGUGGUGUUACAGUGUGAAUCCAGAGGCUGGUAUCCAGAGCCUGAGGUGUUGUGGCUGGACACUGAGGAAAACUUGUUAUGUGCUGGACCUCCAGAGACAGUCAGAGGUCCUGAUCACCUCUAUACUGUCAGCAGCAGAGUGACUGUGGACAAGAGACACAACAACAGCUUCACCUGUAGAGUCCAACAGAACAACAUCCACCAGACCAGAGAGGCUCACAUACAUGUUCCAGAUGAUUUCUUCUUGUCCUCGUCCAGUUCUGCUGUUCCUCUCAUCACUGGUUUGGCCGUUAGCUUAGCUGUUAGCAUCAUGGUUAUUUUAGCAUGUGUCUUCUUUGUGUGGAGACAAAAUAGAACCAAAACCAAGAAAAGAUGCAGAGAUGAAGCUGAAAGAGGAGAAAAGCUCCUGACAGAGGAAACAGUGAAGAUGAAGGUUUUAGAAGAAACUAAAGAUCUGACAGAGAAAUAUGAGAAGAUUGAAGAAGAGUUGCAGAAAACCCAAGAAGAACUGAAGAUAAAGACUGAAGAGGUGGAGAAACCUGUAGCUGGAAAAACUAACUGGUGACAACAAGAAGCUUCAAGAGGAGAAACAUCAGAUGGAGACCAGAAACAAAGAGCUGAAGGAGAUAAAAGAUGAGGUGAAGAACAAACUAAUAGACAUGGAGAGAGAAGAACAAACUUUGUACAAAGUUUUGUAAUUGUAACAAUACAAAGCAUCAGUCAAAAUUACAAAGCAUUUUGUAAUUCAGUGUUUAUUUCAAAUGACAUAUGAAGCAAAAACUAUGUAUUUGAUAUCAAUAAGAAUAAAUGACAUAAAUGUCGAUUCCCUUCAAUAAAUAGUUGAGAAAAAAAACAUUGAAAUCCACUCAGAGGAAACAUCAUGAACAAGACUUGAUGACAUCUCAGAGAAACACUAAACAGAACUGAUCAGGAAUGAAAUCUGUCUUCAUCUCUUCUUUCUACCAGUUAAUGAAGCAGAUCAACCAACAUGAAGAGAAACAUCAGAGAGAAAUAAAGGAGCUGGAAACAGAGGUUCAUGUUGAAUC